This is a messenger RNA of Clupea harengus (Atlantic herring), 5474 nucleotides long. RefSeq names its product ral GTPase-activating protein subunit beta-like. Gene Ontology annotation, biological process: regulation of small GTPase mediated signal transduction; activation of GTPase activity. Gene Ontology annotation, molecular function: GTPase activator activity. The record is from RefSeq and is a predicted model, not a curated record. NCBI's taxonomy places the organism in Eukaryota, Metazoa, Chordata, Actinopteri, Clupeiformes, Clupeidae.
GCUGACCACAACGCCAGCUCGCCAUUCACUUAAUAUGUAUCUGUGUCCCCAGGUCUGCAUUGCGGACUGUGGCGAAUGACCGUGUCCAUUUCAAACAAGACCGUGCUUGAAUUAAACGGACAUCGUUUACUGACGCGUUCCCGUGCAGAUAUAUGUGCUUGGCAAGCUUGUAUUUGUAAUGUUGCGGAAUACCCGUGUGGCAAACCUGGAUACACACUCAGGAGCCUGCAGUCUGUGGGUAUGUAUUCGGAGUGGCGUUCUCUGCAGCUGGAGCUCCAGGGUGGGGGGGGGCAUCUGAGUGUGCUGCACUCGUACCCCCCCUCAGUGGGGCAGGAUGUGGCCGCCGUCCUGCUCAAGCCCCUGGGGGGCACAGCCAAGCCCCCGUCUAGCAGCGGACUCAAGACAGACAAGGAGGUGAAGUGGACGAUGGAGGUACUAUGUUUUGGGUUGACACCACCCGUUGACAUGGAAACGGUGAGGUUGUGUGUUGAAGUGUACACUGAUUGGAUGAUGGUGCUCGUGGGGCCCCGAGAGUCCACCCCGCCACCGCUGCUCAAGGAGCCAGACCGCUACGUCCAGACCAUCCUCACACACCUCUACAACCUGUUCCUGGCACGUGAAGAGGACCAGUCUCUCGCCCACCUGAGGUUGUGUCAGCAGGUGUUGGACGCGGUGCUUCGAUUGGCCCGUGAGGCGCCUGUCAUGUCACGGCAAACGUGGGAGGGGCUUCUGGUCUUCCUCCUUCGCAUCUCUGACACUCUACUCGCCCCGCCCACAUUAGGAGGCGGCGUGGCUGAGCAUAUUGCGGAGCGUCUAGUGGCCGUACUCUUUGAGGUGUGGCUGCUGGCCUGCCUGCGCUCCUUCCCCUCGCCCCCCUACUGGAAGACGGCGCGGGAGAUGGUGGCCAACUGGAGACAUCGCCCCCAAGUGGUGGAGCAGUGGAGUCGCGUCGUAGCUGCCCUAACCUCCAGGCUCCUGUCCUUCACCUAUGGUCCGUCCUUCCCGCCAUUCAAAGUCCCAGAGGAGGAUGCCCAGCUGGUUCCCAUGGAGAUGGACAGUGACUGCGUGACCCAGACCUGGUUCCGCUUCCUGCACAUGCUCAACAACCCGGUGGACCUGAGCAACCCGGUGCUGGUGAGCACCACCCCUAAGUUCCAGGAGCAGCUGCUGAGCGUGGGGGGGAUCCCCCAGGAGGUGCUGCUGCACCCCUGCCUCCGCCAGCUGCCCCAGAUCUUCUACCGCGCCAUGAGGGCCGUCAGCAGCCUGGUGGACGCCUUCAUGGGUAUGUCCCGCCCCCGUGCCGACAGCUCCCCCCCCACCCCUCUGAGCAGGACCAGCGUGCCCCCCCCCUCCAGCAACAGCAGCACGCCCCCCCACAGCCGUAAACACCGAUCCACCGUGGGCAGCAAGACCAGCAGCAAAUCAUCAAGCGUAAUAGUGGUUCACACCCAGUCCGGAGCGCCUCCCACCCUCCCUCUGGCUCCUCCCCCCCUCUCCAGCCCCAAUCAGAGCAGCUGGGAGCCCCGCCCCCUGCCGGCCCCCUCUCGUCCGAAGGUCAACAGCAUCCUGGAUCUGUUCGGCCAGUGGCUGUUCGAUGCGGCCUUAGUGCACUGCAAACUACAGAGGGGAUUGAGCCAUGACCCCAGCCGUACAGCAACUUUUAUCCAAAUUCUCCUCUCUUAUAAAUCUUCAUCAGUGUGUCUUGAGUCUGGCGUGAGUCUGGAGCUGAGGCGGAAGGGCUCCCAGCUGUCGGCGCUGUCUGGAGACUCUCUGGUGUCCAACCCCCUGUUCGACUACCACGACCUCCCCGACAGCUACGAGGCGGGCCGCGCCGAGGCCUGUGGCGCCCUCUGCAGGAUCUUCUGCAGUAAACACACCGGAGAGAACAUCCUGCCUGUCUACCUAUCCAGGUUCUACAUGGUUCUGAUCCAGGGCCUGCAGGUGACGGAGUUCCUGUGCCGGCCGGUUCUGGCCAGUAUCAUCCUCAACUCCACCUCCCUGUUCUGCAGUGACCUGAAGGGGGUCAACCUGCUUCUACCGUACUUCACCCGCGCCCUGGAGACCAUCCUACCAGACAGGGAGCUGGGUAAGUUUCAGGCGUGUGUGAAUCCUGUGGAUCUGCGGAGAGCCUCCAUCCUGCUGCUCCUCUCGAUGCUCCCCCUCCCACUGCACUUUGGGAACGUCAAGACUGAGGUGAUUCUGGAGGGGAAAUUCAAUAAUGAUGAGAAUUGUCAGGGUGACCAGCCUGUGUCGUUCAUAUCGCUACGGUUACGUCUCGUCAACAUCCUGAUUGGAGCACUGCAGACAGAAACAGACCCUGGCAACACCCAAAUGAUCCUAGGUGCCAUGUUGAAUAUGGUGCAGGAUUCAGCACUGCUGGAGUCUAUUGGAACACAGACCGAACAGGGUUCGGUAGGAACGGCGCCCUCUGUAGGCCACAGCCGCCACAGCAGCAGCCUGAGUGCCACCAGUAGAGGCAGUGUGGAGCUGGCCAGCUUUGAUUCCGACCGGACUGUUCACUCCCUGCUGCGUGACUAUGACUCUGCUAUGGGGUUGCUGGUGCGGAGUGUCCAUCUGGUUACCCAAAAGCUCACCUCCAGCUGGAGGAAUGACAUGAGCAUCUCUCUGGCAGCUCUGGAGCUGCUGUCUGGACUAGCCAAGGUGAAGGUGUGUGUGGAGGCGGCGGAGAAGAGGCGUGCGGUUAAGAGUGCGUGUGAUUUCAUCGAGUCUCAGUGUAGUCGUCCCGCUCCUCAGCAUUCCAGAGAUCUACACUCUAUGAUCGUCGCCGCCUUCCAGUGCCUGUGUGUGUGGCUCACCGAACACCCCGACCUGCUGGAAAACAAGGACUGUCUGAGUGAGGUGCUGGCCAUCGUGGAGCUCGGCAUCUCCGGCAGCAAGUCCAAGCAGGAGCAGGAAAUCCGUCUGAAGGGGGAGAAGCUGUUGAACCCCGCCUCCCUCAGGGUGAAGGACGCCGCGGAGGCCACGUUGUCAUGUAUCAUGCAGGUGCUGGGGGCGUUUCCCUCCCCCAGCGGCCCCGCCUCCACGUGCAGCCUACUGAAUGAGGAUUGGCUGAUUCGUUACUCUCGGCUGGAUGCGACUGGCUGCCAUCCCUUCCGCUACUUUGUGCUGGAUAAUUCUGUCAUCCUGGCCAUGCUGGAGCAGCCACUCGGCAACGAGCAAAAUCCAUGUCCGUCGCUCACAGUGUUGAUUAGAGGAAUGUCUGGUCGUCAUGCCUGGACCUUGCAGCUCUUCCACCAGCCCAGAGGAGCACGAGCCAAUCAGCAGAUGUUUUCCCCGGUGAGCCGCCCCCAGCCCAGAGGUGACGUGGGGUCACGACCCAGCGUGAGGCAGCGGCCCUUCCCGGACGAGGUGGACAAGGUCCCGCUGGUCAAGGCCGACCUCAGCAUCCCCGACCUCCACGACCUCCUCACAGAUGAGCUGGAGGCGCAGCACGAGCGUCUGCACGUGGUGAUGUCUCGUCAGGUGGAGUAUGAGGAGUCAGUGGAGCUGCAGUCCGAGGAGAGGGGCAGGGGGAGGGGCUUCCCCGACCCCAAGAGUGAGUGCACGCCCCCAACACCUGCACAGGACUUCCAGACCGCACGCCUCUUCCUCUCGCACUUCGGCUUCCUCUCGCUACAGGCGCUCAAGCCUCAGGACCCUGGGAACAGCCGCCUUCCCCCCCAGUUGGUGGCGCUAGACACUCAGCUGUCUGGCUUCUCCCAGGACCUUGCCUACCUGGACUUGUUACCAUGCCGACCGUUUGACACGGUGUUUGUGUUCUACGUGAGGGCAGGACAGAAGACCGGUGAAGAGAUUCUGCGGAAUGUUGAGUCAACUGAGACUGUCCACCCUCACUUCCUGGAGUUUGUGAUGUCACUGGGCUGGCCAGUAGAGAUUGGCCAGCACCCUGGCUGGACGGGUCAUGUGGACACCAGCUGGUCCAUCAAUCACUGUGGAGACACUGAGGGUGAGCAUCAUGGUGAUGCAUCUCCUGAAGAGGACAGCGGAGAAGUGGGGUUUAAUGGUGAAAAACAGGUGCUGUAUUAUGCUGACGCCAUCACAGAGAUCGCUUUCAUCCUACCCACAUUCAGAGAACACUCAGCGGAGUCUUCAGAGGUCAGUGACCCCACAGGAGAGGCGGAGCCACACACAGAACUUCCUGCUGAUAUUAAGCCCCGCCUUACUCUGGAUCUUCACCCCUCCAAUACAGAGCACCUGUUUCAGCGGAGCCCAGGUAUGCGGGUGAGAAGGACCCCCUCCUCUCGGCCCCUCCAUCCUCUGGGCCCCGAGACCAAGGUGCUGCUGGCCUGGGUGGAGAGCUACGACGACAUCGAGAACUUCCCUAUGGCCGAGUUACUGGCAGAGACGAGCACAGGUCUUGAGACGGGUGGAAACAGCAGCUCUUCUUGCAGGUCCGUGUUCUACGAGAAGGAUGUGCCUGUUGUGUUUAUCCACCCGCUCAAAACCGGCCUGUUCCGGAUCAAACUCCACAUCACUGCUGGCAAGUUCAGCUUGGUGCUCCCCCUGGUGGACGGAAUGGUGGUCAGCAGAAGAGCGCUGGGUUCUCUGGUGCGUCAGACAGUGGUAAACGUGUGUCGUCGUCGGCGACUGGAGAGCGACUCGUACAGUCCCCCUCACGUGAGGAGGAAGCAGAAGAUCGCAGAGAUCACCCAGAAGUACCGCAGCCAGCAACUCGAACCAGAGUUCUACACCUCCCUCUUUCGAGAACCAUACCACUGACACGCUCACACACACACACACACACACACACACACACACACACACACACACACACACACACACACACACACACACACACACACACACACACACACUCUACCAUACAACAAUACUGCAGCCAGCAGCUCGACCCGGAGAUUUUUUCUCUCUCAAGAGCCAUGCCACUGACACACACACACACACACACACACACAGAGGCACGCUGACACACAUACUUACACAAAUGCAACCAUUGCACAGUGAUCACACUCAUCGACACACAGGUGCAAGGCUACUGUUGGAUGUAGUGUACAGGCUAGUAUUGGAAAUAGAUCUUAUUUGAAAGCUGUGUGUGUGUGUGUGUUAGAAGCCAUCGGGGGUAGACACACACACACACACACACACACACACACACGUUCCUAACUAGCCUCAAUAAUGAUCUUUGCAGACAGAUCACAUCACUUCCUCUACUGCCUGACCUCUCUAUACUCACAUGUCACCUUUGACCUUAGUGAUCCUAGCGCCCAUCUUUGACCUCUCCCCCCCUUUGUCUCACUUUUCACGUUUGACCCUCACAAUGUCUGUCUCACCUGUCACCCAUGACCUCUCAGAUUUCCUGUCUCACCUUUACCUGUGACCUCCCACACCUUGCCUGUUUCCUUAGACGUCCCGUCUCUGUCCCUCUCCUCUGUCCUGUCCUGUCUUGUCUUGUCUCUGUCCCUCUCCUCAGACCUCUGUCCUGUCCCUCUCCUCUG